This is a messenger RNA of Salarias fasciatus (jewelled blenny), 2322 nucleotides long. RefSeq names its product FAM161 centrosomal protein A (gene fam161a). Gene Ontology annotation, cellular component: cilium. The record is from RefSeq and is a predicted model, not a curated record. Lineage: Eukaryota; Metazoa; Chordata; Actinopteri; Blenniiformes; Blenniidae. Gene Ontology annotation, biological process: cilium organization. The transcript has 7 exons. The coding region runs from base 1 to 2322 and encodes 773 amino acids.
AUGGCCGGCACCGGCGCUCACCGGGCGAACGUCCUGGUCACGUCGUGUCUGAAGACGCCGGUGGACCCGCACACCAAGGCGCCGCUGGCCUCCUACGAGCGGGACAGAGCGCUGCCCUGCGCGGCCUCGGCCCACAUGGACAACCGGGACUACGAGAAGGAGCUGGAGUAUGAAGACUCGGGUUCAGAUUUCUGUGACGACGACUGUCUGGGGAAGGGCGGCCCCCACCUGGCCGCCAGCUACAGGUCGGCAGGGGACCGUUUGGACCUGAGCGAGAUCUUCUUCUCCAACGAGGAGUACUACAGCAAGCUGGAGGAGCUGAAGAAGGCCCACCUGCGCACCAUGGCCGAGCUGGAGAGCAUGUACCGGCAGAAGCUGCAGCUCAAGUCCCUGGAGCCUCUGGACGUGACGGCGCUGGACGCCGGGCGCCGGUUUCCGUGGGCGACCGCCAGCCCCGCCGCUUCUCGUCGGCUCAGGAAGUCCAGGUCUGCCGUGGAGCUGAGGUGGGGCUCCGCUCUGUCCGACUCCUCAGACGAAGACGAAGCCGCCAGCAGCUACGUGGAGAAAGGCCUUCUCUUCUCGCCCAAAGAGCACAUCAAGAACAUGUGGAGGGACUUCAAGGUGUCCCCCUGCAGGCACCGCCUGUCCUCGUCCUCGCUGCACAGCCUCCCCGGAGAAGCCCGGAGACACCGGAAGGGACGAGGGAAGACGAGGCGGGAGGACGGGGACGGCGAGCUGAGCCCCUGGAGGCGCCGGGUCACCGUCCCCAAGCCCUUCCAGAUGACGCUGCGGGAGGCCGAGAGGCGGAAACACGGCGUGAAGACGCGCUCGGAGGUGGAGCAGGAGAACGCCGAGCUGCGGCGGCAGCUGGAGGAGCUGGCGGAGUGCCACAGAAAGUUCCGUGCGAGCCCCGUGCCCGCGCACGUCCACCUGCCGCUGUACGAGGAGCUGCAGGAGCGCAACGAGGAGCGGCGGCGAACCCUGCGGGAGCGAGAGGAGCAGCACCUCCGAGCCGUGCAGAAGCCCUUCAGCUUCCUGGAGAGGGAGCGGCUGAAGAGGGAGCAGAAGCAGCUGCGCCGGGCGCCGUCCGACCACGACAAGGUCAAACCCUUCAAGGCCAAGCCGGUGCCCAGGUCCGUGUACGCGGCGGCCUCCGGCGAACGCAUGAAAGAGGAGCAGCUGUACCGAUCCAUCAAGAUCCAGAUGAGGGCCCAGGAGCUGCUCCACAGCGCCUCCAUGCCUCCCAGCAUGCUCGCGCGGCGACUCAGCGAUCGCAAGAAGACGAGAGACGGGGACGGCGCCGCCCCGGGGGACGACCGCCACUCGCACAGGCCGCAGAUCAACAGAGAGGUGCCGGACUUCGACGCCAGCUACCGGCGCUUCCAGAAGCACCUGGAGAAACGGAAGGAGGUGAAGCCCACCACGGCCUGCGAGCCCUUCGAGCUGAGGACCUCGCAGAUCCCGUCUCACCGAGAGCGCAUCCUGGCCGACAUGGAGAAGGAGCAGGGCAGCCCCCGCCCGCUGCGCUGGCCCUACAUCGGCUCCAGGCCGGCUCGCACGCCAAACUCCAGCCUGUGCUCCUCCCUGUCGGGGAGUCUGGAGCUCCUUCCUGCCAAAGAGACGGACGCCACCAAGAAACGUCACGAGGCUGUGAGAAAGGUGCUGCAGCAGAGGAGGAAGGCCGAGGAGGAGGAGGAGCGCUGGAGGGACAGGCAGAAGCAGAGGGAGAGGAAGCUGCAGAGGGUGGUCCUGAAGCGCGCCCAGGCCCACGACCCCCACCUGGCUCUGUCGCAGACCAACCACAGCAAGCUCAAGGAGUUCAGAAAACAAGACCUUCAGCGCAAGAAAGAAUACCAGCAGGAGAUCAAGGAGAUGCGUGAGCGAGUGAAGGGCAGGCCGCUGCUGCUGGAGCAGGUGGCUCAGAGGAACGCCAGGCAGGCUGCGGAGAAGCGCUUUAACAGAACGCUGCACAGGUGUGACGUGACCGAGGAGUUCAUCAGCAGCAGAGCCGCCGGGUCCGGACCGAAGGCCUCGCCGUCCGGCGACCGCAGGCAGAGUGACCAGGAGGAGUCGGACGCCGAGUACGUUUCCUACAGAAAGGUCUUCCUCGAUGAUGACGAUGACGAGGACCUGGGCGAUCUGGGACGGAGGGAGGAGGCGGGGAGCGACGGGGCCGGGUUAAACCCAGAGGACGGCGAGGAGGGGAGCGGCGGCCGCUCACACGAUGAUGACGAGAGCUACCACUACUCAGACGACCACGAGGAUUACUCCGACGACAGCGAGCACGAUGCCGACACCAAGCAAGAGGAAGCAGGAGAGUGA